This is a messenger RNA of Suillus bovinus, 1041 nucleotides long. RefSeq lists its product as uncharacterized. The record is from RefSeq and is a predicted model, not a curated record. The transcript has a single exon. NCBI's taxonomy places the organism in Eukaryota, Fungi, Basidiomycota, Agaricomycetes, Boletales, Suillaceae. The coding region runs from base 1 to 1041 and encodes 346 amino acids.
AUGAGAAGAAUCCCGAGAGCUUUCCGCAACGUUGAGCCUUCACAAGAUGACCUCCACUACUUGGAUGGUGCUAACAUCCCACCAGUUCAAAGCUCAGAUUCAUUGCCUGCUCAAUCUAGGAUUCGACGAGUCCUUCUAACAUUAAGGGACACUCUACAGACUGCGUACAACUCAGUCAGUCUCUGUCGACUGUAUCCUCGUCAUCCCUCCUUCGAGCCAGAUCAUGUGAUCUUAUCCUCCUUACUUGCAAGGACGUCUCCAAUGGUUAGCCAACUUGAAGGAAGCGACGAUCAACAAAAGGUUUCUCCACCUCCUUAUCCCUUUCCUAAUAUGACGGUCCAUAGACUUAUGUCUUGGAUGAAUUCCGGGAGUGCACUGUUAUCCGAAAUUAAAGUCUCACACUUGGUCAAGGACGUGAUACUGGCGGAAGACUUUGAUCCUAAGCACCUUGAAAACUUCUCCAUGAAGCGAAGCUUGCGAGAGCUAGAUAGAGAUGAGAAUGGGAAAAAAGUAACCUUUCCUGAUGAUUGGAUUGAGACUGACAUUACCAUCAACAUUCCGACAAAGUCGAAGGAGGACGGCCUUCAGCCCUAUAUGAUUCCUGGAUUCCACUACUGCCCUCUUGUUGAAGUGAUAUGUGCCGCAUUCGCAGAUGUUCAAGCUCGGGUGUUUCACCUCCUACCUUCCAAACGGCUUUGGAAAGACCCUUUGGAUGACCACGAAGAGAGGAUAUUCGAUGAGUUAUACACCUCUGAUGCAUGGUUGGAGGCUCAGGACCACAUUAAGAAGCUGCCCAGGGAGCAUGGAUGCUCACUGGAGCGCAUCAUCGCCGGCAUGAUGCUCUUUUCUGACACCACACAUCUGGCAAACUUUGGGACCGCUAAAGCUUGGCCAUUAUACUUGUAUUUCGGAAAUCUGACCAAGUAUGCAAGGUCGUCACCCAAAUCAGGGGCUUGCCAUCUAGCAGGAUUCUUGCUGUCAGUGAGUUUUCCUUGCAUUCAACACACUCGUCUUCUGUUGAUCAAGUCAGCUUCCCGAUAG